Messenger RNA from Dalotia coriaria, 1903 nucleotides. Its product is annotated as growth arrest-specific protein 2-like. Gene Ontology annotation, biological process: actin crosslink formation. The coding region runs from base 361 to 1647 and encodes 428 amino acids. Lineage: Eukaryota; Metazoa; Arthropoda; Insecta; Coleoptera; Staphylinidae. Gene Ontology annotation, cellular component: actin filament. The transcript has 5 exons. The record is from RefSeq and is a predicted model, not a curated record. Gene Ontology annotation, molecular function: microtubule binding; cytoskeletal adaptor activity; actin filament binding.
GUUCUGUGGGCGCCCAUUGAAGCUCUUCUCUUCUCGUACACUCCGUCCUCCCUCAAGUCGCGAGUCAAAGAGGCAACCGAUGGUCGGGUAAUACACGCUCAGUAGCGCUCUGACACCGGUCGUGAGCACGCGUGCCGGCUUAGUUGGUAGUUGGCUGUUCUUUAUGAUUCCAUGCUAAAAAAUUUGCCGCGUGUGCCAGUGCGAUGUAAUCAAUACACAAGGGUACUUCAUAGUGAUGCUGAGAGAUUAAUUCUUGGGUGGCUUCGAUCCACAGUCAGCUGUUGUGCGCAAGAGAUCUCCGCAGCAUCCAAUUAGAUUCGAUUCAGUGCUAUCACAGGGUAUCUCUAGCAAUUGAUAAGGAUGUCUUGCGCAUAUCGCGGAGCGACAAUGGUCGCGCGCAAUCGAAAUAGUUGGGGCCCGGUGACCACAUCGCCGACGACAUUCCACCGAAUGGAACCGCCCGACGAGGAGUACGCUGAAGAAUACACCGAGCGUAUGAUGUCUGCGCAAAUGCGACAAUUGGAUCCACUUAAAGAGGAUUUAGCCGAGUGGAUUAAUAAAACAUUAGGAAUCGAUUACGUUAGUAGGGACAACUUUCUUCAGGAACUUGACAAUGGAGUCAUUCUAUGCCAUCUCGCACAAAUUAUCGCCGAGCGAGCACAGUUUGCAAUCGAAAUGGGCACCUACAAAGGGCGGGUACCUACCAUUCGUGGCAAGUGUUUCGAGAAAGCAAUGCGACGAAGUUUCUUUUCCCGCGACAACAUGGAGAACUUUAUAAAAUUCUGUCGUUCCCUUGGCGUUCAUGAUAAUUUAUUAUUUGAAAGUGAUGAUCUGGUGCUGCAUAAUCAGCCGCGGAAUGUGAUCCUUUGUUUAUUGGAAGUGGCCCGCAUCGCGACACGAUUUGGCGUUGAACCACCAGGUCUAGUUCAGUUGGAAAAAGAAAUUGCCGAGGAAGAACGAGAACAGUCUGCUGAUUCCGGUUUGAGUUCUCUAUUAUCUUGGCAAUUCCAAGCGUCUAGUCCACCUUGUGAGUCCAAAAUGCGCAUAAGUAAUUCCGCAUCCGCCAUUUCGUCGUACGCGCAUUGGGACGGGCCCCAAAUGGUGCUCCUACCGGAAGAUCCCAGCGCGAGUGGAGACAAUCUCAAGCAUAUCUUACAAAGCGGCGCCAGUGACGGAGUACCCAGUGAUAACACUGAAGAUGAAUGGUCACGAGGCAGCGGCGAAGAUCCCGAUCUGGAUAUUGACGCAACUUCAGCGCCGGAAGUGCGCCGUGGGGAACCGGUUACAGAAUUAGACCGAAAGGUCCAACAGGCUACUAGACUCAUGCAGAAGAACUGCAAUUGUUCCUCUGGAAAGUGUUCCAAGUUGGCGGUGAAGAAGGUCGGCGAGGGGAAGUAUAAUAUUGCUGGUCGAAAUGUUUUUGUGCGCUUGUUGAAAGGACGUCACAUGAUGGUGCGCGUAGGUGGCGGCUGGGACACGCUCGACCACUUCCUUCUUCGACAUGAUCCAUGCCAGGUGAAAGUCGUAUCUAGGGUUAGCAAAGACCUGUUAGAAAACGAACGCACGCCGGCAACUGCUUCCAAGUACUUGCACAUUCGUGCCAAAUAUCGUAGUCCUCCACCGCUGCGUGAGCCAAUCACGCGCUAAGUUUAUUUUCUUUCAUUUUUAUAUUUAAUCGUACUUUCUUAACAUAUUUAUAAAUAUUUACCAAACAGUUCAAAGCUUAAGAAGAACCAAUUUAUUUACUUUAAUUAUUAUUAUUUCGAUUUGUGUAGUAUCUACACGGCAACAUUGACUAUCUAAAAAUUGAAUCAAUUAGUAACUUGUAGUCAUUAGAUACACUACUCUUUGUAUAUAUAUUUUUAUACAAGUAUCUUAAUAUUAUAAUCGAUUCUGAUAAAAA